AAAUAUUAUAUAAAAAAGGCAACGAAAAAAAGCAAAUAAUAAAGAGAAAAAUGAAGAGAAAGAAGGAUGCAUUAUUUCUUUGCCUGUUUUGGUUCCUGAUAGAAGUUACAUUUGAUAUUGAUGCAAAUGGAAUAUUAAAUGUAACAGCAGAAGAUAAAACUACAAGAAAGAAGAAUAAAAUUACUAUUACAAAUGAUAAAGGCAGAUUAAGUAAAGAAGAGAUUGAUAAAAUGAUAAGAGAAGCAGAGAAAUAUAAAGCAGAAGAUGAUGAGAAUAAAGCAAGAAUAGAAACAAAGAAUCAAAUAGAAAAUAUGUGUUAUUCAAUGAAGAAUAGGAUUAAAGAAAUGGGAGAUAAAAUAAGUUCAGAAGAUAAAAAGAAAGCAGAAGAAAUAAUAGAAAAGAAUUUAAGAUGGAUUGAUAAUAAUCAAAAUGGAAGUAAAGAAGAAUAUGAGAAGAAAAAAGAAGAAAUAGAAAAAGAAAUAGGAAGAAUUUAUUCAAAAAUAUAUCAAGGAAGAGGAAGUAAUGAAUUUACAGGAGGAAGAAAUACAGAAAAAGAAAAUAAUAAUAAAGGACCAACAAUUGAAGAAGUUGAUUAA
Molecule: messenger RNA, 596 nt
Organism: Entamoeba dispar SAW760
Lineage: Eukaryota; Evosea; Mastigamoebida; Endamoebidae
Product: heat shock 70 kDa protein, putative
Exons: 2
Biological process (GO): cellular response to unfolded protein; protein refolding
Cellular component (GO): cytoplasm
Molecular function (GO): heat shock protein binding; ATP binding; ATP hydrolysis activity
Source: RefSeq, a predicted model, not a curated record